CCCAUUUGGGACCUCUGCUCUCAUGUAGUUAAGUGAUAGGAAGUAUCACUAUUUAUACCAUAUUUGUUCUCAUUUUUAAGAUAUUUUAAGGAAAGGAUGAAACAAAUUUUCUGAAGAAAGCAAAAGACCUCUUCUCAAUAUGGCAUUGGAGAUCACUUAUGCUGACGUGAGGUUCAAAAAUGAAUCCGACACCUCAGGUGCCAACUCAGAGCGUCCUGCAGCUCCCAAAGAGAAGACCAGCCCUCAGCAAAGUAAUGAUGGUUUUCCCAAAAAGCUUCCUGCCUCAUUGUUGAUACUUCUGCUGCUAUUGGCAAUCUCAUCCUUUAUUGCUUUUAUCAUUUUCCUCCAAGAAUAUUCUCGGCUUCUUAAGGAAAAAAAGAAUUCAAAAGAAGUGUUUCAUGAAAAAUGGAUAUGUGAGAAAACAAAUUUGAAUGUGGAAGCUACUACUUCCAGCACAAUGUUAAAUUGGAGUGAUGAUAAAAGACACCCUUGCCUUGUUUCCAUUCUCAGGGGGAUUGCUUUUAGUCUCUGUGUUGAGAAUGAUUAUUUAGUGAAAGGAAUAGGGAAAAGUAUGUCUACCCUAUCUUCCCAGAAGCAGACAUCUCCUUUGGUGCUUUAUUUUAAUACCAUGAACACUUUCAAAAUUACUUUCCUAACUUUGCACUUAUAUUUCCCUCUUCCCAAUACAGGGAAAGUUUGUGGCUGCUGCCCGGUGAAUUGGAUCAUAUCUAAUACCAGCUGCUACUUUAUUUCUUCUGAAGCAAAAACUUGGACUGAGAGUGAGAAGAACUGCAGUGGGAUGGGAGCUCAUCUGGUGGUGAUCAACACCAAGGAGGAGCAGCUAUUAAUAACCCAGAAACUUAAGAAGUCUUCUUAUUACCUGGGGCUGUCAGACCCAGAAGCAACGCACCAGUGGCAAUGGGUAGAUCAGUCACCAUACAGCACAAGUGUUACAUUCUGGCAUCAUGGUGAACCCGAUAAUCAUACAGGGCCUUGUGUUUUAAUAAAUAUUCGUGAUGGAAGCUGGGGCUGGGAUGAUGCCUCUUGUGAUGUACCUCAAAAGUCAAUAUGCGAGUUGAUGAAGAUCUACUUAUGAAUGCAGUAUUCUCCAUGGACAUGUGGUUGGAUUGACAUCCACCAUGAAAGGAAUAUCUAAUUUUCUCUUGUUGUUCAUGUGUGUGUAAAUCUUGUGCAAAGGAUGUCCAUAGAAUUUUUCAGUAGGCUGCCCUCUAUUCCACUUAUGAUAGAAUCAGUUCACACAUUCAUUCAUCCAUAAAAUAUACAUUUAUUGAGCACUUUCCAUGUUCCAGGGACUAUACGAGAGAGCCCUUUUGUGCAAACAUGGAGGAAGCCUGAGGUUCCUUUCCUAAUUUCUGUCUGACUGCUAAGGGAUAAGUUACUGAUAUAGUAAGAUACUGGUAUAAUUUGAUGUGGUUCCUCCUCCUGACUGACACUCUCUUUUUUAUGAACUGGUCAAAAGCGAAAAAUCCCAACCAUUACUUUUAAUUUCUCUCAGACAGGUUUAUUGCUUUUAACUAAAAGCAUAUUAUGUAACAGUAGGCAUACAAUACACAUCAAUUUAAGGUACAGCUUUGAUCCAGUAGACUCUUUGUGCUGCUUAACAUUCUCUACUGACUCUUGGCAUUUAACCUCAGGUGCAGAAAAAAGGGAACUAGAGACUGAACACUAGAGAUUUAGAAUUAGAGAACUAGAGGUCACUGCUGAUGAGCUGAUCUACAGAAUUACAUUCUUCCGAUAAUCUGAUAAUUCUUUGCUUUGCUUUAGUGUUAUAGUUUCUGUGCAUGGAUUCCAGCUCAAAAUGGCCCUUGGUUUUUGUUCCCCUUCUUCCUAAAGUUCUUACUCAUCAUUUUCUUUCUACUGCAAUAUCAAACAUAGGUACAGUAAAGCCUGUAAUUCACUGUCUUAGUCCAGUGAUUAUAACUGAUUAUGGUAAAGCUGCUCUCAUCCAUGGCUAUACUUGUACACCCAUAUACGGUUCCUAAUGUGACCUUCUGAUAUUAUGCCCUGAUCAUCUUGAUGCAACUGAGUCUUUCAUUUGUCACUUUCCCUCUAAGUAUACUUGAAGAUGAGUUAUUUUUAUAGAGGUCUUACCUUAUCCAUUAUAUGUAGCAUUUAUCAGUUCAACUCUCAGAGAGCAACUUACUCAACCAUUCUGGGAAAAUUUCACUUUAGUUUUAAUUAAAUUUUCUUGAUUGUAUUUCAGUAAUAUGGGAAUGGAUGUGAACGACGGGCAAAAAGCACCACUUUCCUAAGUGCCUUUGAUUGGCAGUACAGAAGAUGUGCUUGAACUGGAGUGCAAUGGAGAACGAUGAUACCAAUCAGUGCUGGAGCUCUUCACUUCCUCUUACCUUGCGUUUUAUGAAUGCAGUUCAAAGGCUUUUUCUUUAAUUUCCCCUUGAGCACCGUUAAGUCAAAGUUGUUUGUAAUAAUUUUUAUGUAAGUUUUGUGUUUAAAGAAUGAAAUUAAAGUGAAGAGCCAUCAAACUGAGCAUUAAUCAAUGGACAGACUUGUGAGAAAUUAAAGAAAAAAAAUUUUUUAAGCCACUAAGCUUUGGGUAUGUAUGUAUUGUUUUUGAAAGGAGCCUUGGUGACACAAUGGUUAAGAUCUUGGUUGUUAACUAGAAGAUGGGCAGUUCUACCCUGCCCUAUAGGGUUGCUGUGAGUUGAAAUUGACUCGACAUCACAGAACAACAUUGAGUUUUAGGGUUGCUGUAACAAAGUACCAAAAGCUGGGAGGUUUAAAACAACAGAAAUUUAUUCUCUCACAAUCCUGGAGGCUAGAGCCUGAAAUCAAGACACUGUUAGGGCCAUCCUCUCUCUGAAGGUCUCAGGGAUGGGACAAAUUCUUCCUUGCC
Loxodonta africana (African savanna elephant) is the source of this 2875-nucleotide messenger RNA. RefSeq names its product C-type lectin domain family 4 member A-like. The record is from RefSeq and is a predicted model, not a curated record. The transcript has 7 exons. The coding region runs from base 140 to 1096 and encodes 318 amino acids. NCBI's taxonomy places the organism in Eukaryota, Metazoa, Chordata, Mammalia, Proboscidea, Elephantidae.